Molecule: messenger RNA, 1161 nt
Organism: Solanum verrucosum
Lineage: Eukaryota; Viridiplantae; Streptophyta; Magnoliopsida; Solanales; Solanaceae
Product: 5-formyltetrahydrofolate cyclo-ligase, mitochondrial
Exons: 7
Coding region: 45-869 (274 amino acids)
Biological process (GO): folic acid-containing compound biosynthetic process; tetrahydrofolate interconversion
Cellular component (GO): mitochondrion
Molecular function (GO): 5-formyltetrahydrofolate cyclo-ligase activity
Source: RefSeq, a predicted model, not a curated record
UCCAAUGGUUAACCGCGUGUGUGUAACGGACAAGAGGCGAUUAGAUGACCAUUCCUUGGGCAGUGUCACUGUCCACCAGCCGCUUCUUCCCCACCAGCUCCGCUAUACUCCGCCGUCAAACCUCACCGUGUUCCGCCACUGCCACCAUGAGCACCGCCGGAGAACAGAACUUCACUUCUGACCCUGCCCAUUUGGACACAAUUUUCAAGCAGAAAAAGGCCCUCCGUUUGGUUGUUAAAAGAGAUCUCAAAUCCAUGGAUCCGACCCUUAGAUCCGAAGAAGAUGAAGCUAUACAAAGGAUUGUAAUGGAGGCCCCGUGGUUUAAGGCUUGCAAGGGAUUGUGCGCUUACAUAAGCUGUAGUGCCUUGCGAGAAGUAGAUACAAGCCGAAUACUAUCUCAUAUUCUCAGUAGCCAUUCAGAGAUGCGAAAGAAGCUAUUUGUUCCAAGAGUGGAGGAUAGGAACAGAAACAUGCGAAUGCUUAACAUUUCAAGCACUGAGGAUUUGAUUGCAAAUUCAAUGAACAUUCUGGAACCAGCUUCAUUAGAUGCUGAUGGAAAUGAACGCGAAGAUGUCUUGUUCGCCAAUGAGCCUGUUGAUUUGUUAAUUUUACCUGGACUUGCAUUUGACAAAGCUGGAAGACGGUUGGGCCGCGGUGGAGGAUACUAUGACACCUUUUUAUCAAGAUAUCAAGAGCUUGCCGAGAAGCGAAAUUGGAAGCAACCUCUCAAAAUUGCACUUUCUUACUCAGUUCAAAUAGUGGAUGAGGGUACUAUACCACUAACUCCAAAUGACGUUCUCGUGGACGCACUUGUAUCACCUUCUGGUGUGAUAGCUAUUAGUCCAGCUGCUCUAGAGAUUUGCCAGUGAGCAAAAUGCUCUUAAAUAACUACACAAGCCGCCGGACCGUUCUCAUCACAGCAGCAUCAGAGAGAGAUUGGGAUGGAAUCAGCCCUUAGUAAUUUGUGAUCAAUACUAUUGCUUCUAGAGUCAUGUCAUGAGAAAGAUUAAAGGCUCGUUCUGUUUUCUUCAGAAAUAGCAUCUCCAGGAAGAGCUUACUUUGGUGCAAGAAUGUCUUUGAAAGUUUGGUAGCAUGUGUGUCAAUUGAGUUGAACCAUUCAUUUGUGGGCAAAUUUGAAUUGAACAUAUCAGUUUCUUUCUA